AUGUUUUACCAAUUGCACAAUAAUGAAUAUCUUCUUAAUGCUGAUGGCUAUAAUUUAGAUGAUUAUAAAAGGAUAACUAUCGAAGCAUCUCCAGUUUAUGAGAUCGAUGAUUCCAAAGGUCAUUACAAAUGCCAAAAGAUAGGGGAUAAGGACGAAAAAAACCAGGAUGAUGAAGAUAGUGACUCGUGGGCUCCAUCAAGUCCAACACCACUUCAAUCACCACAGUUAUCAAAAAAAUCUUUAAUGUUUCAAACUUCUUAUCUAAGACCACGCUUUAUACUCAAAAGUGGUGUGAAUGUAAAAAAUCUUCUGGGUGGCGUACCUCACAAUAGUUUCUGGAAUGGGAAUCAUCUCAUUCUUAAUAGAGACGAUGAUUGGCUUUUAAAUUAUAUGAAAGUGAAAGAUUUCGAGAAGUUAGUGGAAAUUUGUUAUUCUCAUGGUGCUGUGGAACCAUCGACGGAAUUAAAAAACAUGUUCAAAAAAUUAACGAAUAAUCAGACAGUACGAUCAUUAAGAGAAAUGCAAUUAUCAAUGCAACAACAGUUAAAUCUUGAUGACCUACUUUUUUAUCAAAAGAAAUGGAUCUUGUCAACUGUUGAUAACUGGCUAGAUUAUAUAGAGUUAUCUUCAAAGAAUCCCUUAAUCAAAAUAAAUAGCGAAACUGGUUCAUCCUCUGAGAGUUCAUCAUUUGCAUUGCAUACAGUUGACACAAAUUUACAUGAAAAACAGCUAGAUAUUUACUUUCGCGAUGAUAUUCUCAAGAUUGAACCUGGAAAUGUUGAGAUUGCUAAAGAUAGUAUAGUAAAAGAUACAGAUAAAUACAAUCUAAACACAAAUAAGAGCUUUCGGGAAAAUAUCUAUGAAAUCUAUUAUACAUAUGAUAAUCUUCCCACUUCAAAGAAGGAGAAGAUUUUUGAGAUGGAUUUUAUGGCCUUUGUGAUAUCUGACAAUCAUAUAGAUACGUAUGUUACUAGAUUGGUCGAUUACCAACUUUAUAUCUCUACCAAGGUUUAUAAUAUGAUGUAUUCUAAAGAAUUUGUUGUGAAUGAGCUGAUUGGUUGCAUGAAUAGGGUAUUAAAAAUAGUUUUGCGAAUGAAUCAAACUGUGGAAAUUAUACGCAAAGCCAAAGUGAAUGAUUCAGAUCCGUUGAUUGAUUCACCAAAAAAGUUCAAAUAUUUUUGCGAUCCUCGUAUCUUACCUCCCACAAUCUCUGAAACUACUACUAAAAAAUCAGGUGAUAGGAAGAAAAACAUUAAGAAAAAUACUACUAAGAAAAAUACUAA
Molecule: messenger RNA, 1283 nt
Organism: Funneliformis mosseae
Lineage: Eukaryota; Fungi; Glomeromycota; Glomeromycetes; Glomerales; Glomeraceae
Source: the annotation of a GenBank genome assembly